GCUCCUUUACAUCCAUAUUCUAACAAUGGGAAGAGCUCCUUGUUGUGACAAGAAUGGUCUCAAGAAAGGUCCAUGGACUCCAGAGGAAGAUCUCAAGCUCACCAACUUCAUUCAGCUCCAUGGACCAGGCAAUUGGAGAACCCUUCCGAAGAAUGCAGGGUUGCAAAGAUGUGGAAAGAGUUGCCGUCUUCGAUGGACAAACUAUCUGAGGCCUGAUAUCAAGAGAGGAAGAUUCUCAUUUGAAGAAGAAGAGACAAUAAUCCAAUUGCACAGCAUCUUAGGAAACAAAUGGUCAGCCAUAGCAGCUCGCUUGCCUGGAAGAACAGACAAUGAAAUAAAGAAUUACUGGAACACCCACAUCAGAAAAAGGCUGCUAAGAACAGGAAUUGAUCCUGUGACUCAUGCUCCUCGCCUUGAUCUUCUUGACAUAUCAUCCAUCAUAACCUCAUCUUUAUGCAAUAAUCCUUCUCUUCUCAACAUGUCAAACUUUUUAGGCACUACUCAAGCCCUCAUGAAUCCAGAGCUUUUAAAGCUAGCCACCGCUAUCUUAUCACUGAAACAACAAAACCAAAUGCCCUUUUCAAAAGAUCUGCAGGACCAACUUUGCAAUUCCUUAUUGCUAGACCAACUCCAACCAUUACAACAACUCAAUCAAUAUCAACAAGGAUUUUCGUCAGAGAUGAUCACAAACCAACUACUCAUGCAAGCCAAUAUGGAAAAUUUAGGUAAUAAUUCCCAAGAAAAUUCAACACCGUCAAGCCUAAAUGACGGAUUUGUUUCCCAGCAGCCAAACAACAUGUAUUGCAGCUCGAAUGCUACGGUUCCUCAUGAUCUGCCGGAAAAUUCAAAUUUCCAGUCGUUCUACAACAGCAAUCAGAACUUCAGCUUUGAUCAAUCUGUUGUGUCAACGCCAAUGUCUAGCUCUACUCCCUUGAAUUCUUCAUCCACAUUCAUCAACAGCAGCACUGAAGAUGAAAGGGAGAGCUAUUGCAGCGACUUGUUGAAGUUUGAAAUUCCAGAGAGUUUGGACCUCGAUGAAUUCAUGUAAUCAAUAGAUAUAGCUAGAUAUAUUAUAAAAAUAUGAGUGAUGUAUUUU
Molecule: messenger RNA, 1096 nt
Organism: Corylus avellana
Lineage: Eukaryota; Viridiplantae; Streptophyta; Magnoliopsida; Fagales; Betulaceae
Product: transcription factor MYB102-like
Source: RefSeq, a predicted model, not a curated record